Messenger RNA from Aphanomyces astaci, 1625 nucleotides. RefSeq lists its product as hypothetical. The record is from RefSeq and is a predicted model, not a curated record. NCBI's taxonomy places the organism in Eukaryota, Oomycota, Saprolegniomycetes, Saprolegniales, Verrucalvaceae. Gene Ontology annotation, biological process: response to endoplasmic reticulum stress; positive regulation of ERAD pathway. The transcript has 6 exons. Bases 342 to 1373 code for a protein of 343 amino acids. Gene Ontology annotation, cellular component: endoplasmic reticulum.
CCAGCGACGAACCUAGUCUUUAUCAUGAUUGUACUUGUAUAGGAGGGAUGGAGCAGAUAUUCUUUCGCAUGCAUGUUCGCGUGAGUCGGACCUUGUCGAGGCUGGCCGGCGGUAAGGUACGUCGUGCGACAGUCCGACGCUGAUACGGGCCUUGACGACGCGUACAUGCGUAGACGCGUAUCGCCGUGGAAACCGCAUUGUUCACGACUGCAAUGGGACUCUUGGCGACCUUGGUCGUACUGCAUCUCAAUUUCGUCAGGUAUGUUGACCGAGCAGGACCUGGUGAUUGAUGAUCGCGUUGUUGUAGUCCACGGGGUCAGUAUGGGUGCCUUGGGCAGUAUAUGCCGCCGACUCUCCCGCCGCUCAUGCGUGUGGCCAUCGAGUCCGAUCCAUCUUCGUGGAUACACCCUGUCGUACGUAACACAUCAUCGUCUUCGUGGCUCAAUGUAUCUCAGGGAUGGCUUCGUCAUCGAGUGCCAGCCAAACCGAAUCGCAACGCGUUCGUGUUUGCCGCCCACAAGGGCCUACUGACGCUGCUCGAGUUCCCCGAGGCGACCACCAGCACGAACCUGUCGCUGGUGGACGUGACGAUUCCCAGUUCCAGCGCAUGCUUUGGCCUCAAGCACAUGUUCGAGCACUCGCCCGCGUGGUCGUUCUUCCUCGACAAGGUCGUCGGGUACGACACGAUUGUGAUCAACCAGAUGGUGCACAUCGCGAACGGCCGCGGGUUUCUGCGCCAUGAACUGUCGAAAGACGUGUACAACCUCAACUUUGCCACGGAAUUCCACGCCACCACCGCCACGUUGCACUCGCGCAUGGCGUUCAAACUCGGGGUCUUGUGCACGACGCUGUUCCUCUUCUUCAGCACCACCACGCUCGUGUCGUUUAUACUCCGCGAGACGCAGCAGCGCAUGCUCCGAUUUACAUUGUCACUGCAACACCACAUUCGCCACCGCAUGCCGUACAUCAAGCUCGUGUUCAGCCACAUCAUUGAAUCCCUCGUGUUUGUUCCCAUCAUGGUGGGCAUGCUGUUCUUCUUGUUCGAGUUCUUCAAGGACCGACUGCUUGCGUUCAUGGUCAUGUCCGUCGUCUGGUUGUGCGAGCUGUAUUCGGUCAUCUGUGUGCGCACGUGGCUGUCGCUGACGUUCUUUCCGCCCGUGUUUUUGAGUUUAUUUGCGCUGUUUCACGUGUACUUUUUCUGCUUUCCGUUUGGGUUUUCAUACGUGGCGCUGUGGACGACCGUGGCGUUCCUAUCGCAUCAAAUGCUGCUGUUCCUGAAUCGAUUUGAGCUCCCGGCCCUGCGCGACGGCGUCGUGUCGGCGCAAUGGCCGCGCCAGUUUGUCGUCGCCUCCUCCACUGUCGAGUCGGCCUAACCCACGACACCACGACUGCCAGCUGGUGACUUUUCAUUAUUCUUCAUAACACGAAGCCCAUUGGAUUUGCGGUGGGCGGCACAGCCACGAGGUGGUCCCAUGCCUCGUGGACCAGCUCCAUGAUGACAGCAGUCGAGGACUUGUCUGUAUCGUGCACGAGGGCAUACAGCUCGUACGUAGCGUACCGAUGGCUACAGUCACAAAAUCAGUUGCAUGGUGGGGAGUGUAAAUAUAUAUAUAUAGCCACUACCC